AUGAUGUCAAAACGACUUAAAUCAAAGAAUAUUCUACACAGCAUUGUGCAUUCGAAACAAAAUGGACAUCGCUUCAAUGUAUUCAAGGUGACCUCAUUAUUUUUGUUUCACGUCCUUUGCGGAAAUUUGAUGAAAACACUUGUUGUGUAAAAUUCAGAGAUAGAAAUCCAAGUUUUUUAGGUUUAUUCUUGAUUAAAUAUCUUAUUUAUGUUUCCAGAUAAAUCCGAUUUUUUUCGAGUUAGUGGACAAGCGCUUGCAACUACAUGGAAUUCCAAAGAGGCUUGUGGAACUCGAAAAAUGCUGUACCAUACACAAUUUUGAUGUUAAGCGUUGUUCGGAAGUAAUAAAGGUGAGAAUUAAGUUUUUGUAUAAAUAUACAGUAAAAUAUAACUUGUAUUUUGUUCAUAUUCACUGUAGUGAGUCUGAAGUCUGGUCAACGUAGCUAUAGUGUAGAAUAUAAUUUCAACUUCCAUGUUUAUAAUGCUAGAUAUUAAUUCUUUAAUAUCUUAGGAUCUAGCUCAACUUAUGUUUGAAAAGACAUCUCCUGAAGAAACAAACAAACUUAGAGAUCUCUGCACAGUAAUAAAUGAUUUCUCUGGACCUCAGGUACGACAUGCUUUCAUGCAGACAGCCUUGAAAUUUGAUGAAGCGCAACUCAAAUUUCAAUAAUAGUUCUCCUUUCUUACGUAUCUUUAUAUUUAUAGUAGCUUUUACAUACAGAAAUAUUGAAAGCUGUUGUAGCUUAUACUUCUUUGUAUAUUAUUAGUGAUUUUCCCCAUUUUUUCUUAGGAAUUUUUUUGGAGUAUUAUGACAACGUAUAAGCACUGGUUAGCGACCUUUGUGGUUACCCACAGCAAGUCAAGUUGCGGUGUAGACAAUAAGAAGUGACACAUUCACAUGCCGUGCAUAAUUUUCCAUAUUCUCUCGAUUUUCCUUAUUAGUUGCUGCCAGAAUACUUCCAUUUUUACAAAAUGCGUUCAGAAUUUCGAUUCAGCAAAUGCAUCAUAGCCUAUGUAGUAAUUUGCUACUUUUUUACAACAUAAUAUUUUAAGUACUUUUUGAGUUUAAAAAACUGGUCUGGUACAUUUUCCACCAAUCAAACUUUCAAGAAUUUCCUGAGUCAUCUUUGUCACGGAUCUGUGGGGGAACGUGUACCAUUUCCAGUCGGGAGAAUGAGGAGUGGGAGAGAGAUUGUUCUUUGGACUUGUGGGAGGGUGGUUGUUCUUUAGACUUGUGAGAGGGUGGUUGUUCUUUGGACUUGUGGGAGGGUGGUUGUUCUUUAGACUUGUGAGAGGGUGGUUCUUUGGACUUGUGAGAGGGUGGCUGUUCUUUAGACUUGUGAGAGGGUGGUUGUUCUUUGGACUUGUGGGAGGAUGGUUGUUCUUUGGACAUGAAUGCUGGUACUAACUGGUAAAAAACUUGGUCUCUUUGAUUGACUUGUGUUUUUAUGUUUUCCAGAUUCUGAUCAGAAUUCUAUGUUAUGCAGAUGUAUAUGGUUUUGAUCAUCUUAAAACCAGACCAACGGGUUGGUAUCACUAGUAUAAUGUACCUUGCUAAGUUACUUUGUUUUUCCUAACACCAGUAAUAUGUAAGAUAAUAUAUCGUAAGUGUAUUAGGACAUCCAAAGGGGUUACAGGGGUCAACUUCCAUUUCCCUCUGUGGGGGUGGUAUGGAUAUUUUCUGGAAUGACCCAAUAGGGAAAAGACUCUAACUACACAUAUUUAUUUUGACUUUUAGUGGAGGAUCUUCAAAAUCUGUAUUCAUCAGCACUAGAUUUAUUACACAAUAUGAAUUGUUAUGUAAGUGUUGGUACAGUAUGCAAUAUUUACAUAUACAUUGUGGAAAUUUGACAAGGACAGGACUAUGUUAUUAUUGCCUAAUUAUAUAUUUUAUUCAAUUAGAACAACAAUGUAGCAAGAAAUCUUGGACUUAAUGAUCAGUUGAUCAAUCAAUUGUUUUCAUUAUUAAAACAAAAAGAGACAUAUGUGUAAGUGUACAAUAAUUUGAAUAAGGUUAGAUUUUCAUUUCCGUGAUACAAUUUAUUCUGGACACCCAACUCCCGGUGUGGAAAACAACAAUUUAUCCAGACUUGUCUAAUAAUAUAAUUUGUGUUCUAGAUAUGCAUCCCAUCUGUUAGAUGAUGUACUUCGAAAUCGAAGCAACAUACUUUCAUUAAACCAACUGAAUAAUUUACCACAACUUGUCUCCCAAAUGAGUGACCAUCAACUGGCAAAUUUCUGUCGAGUUUUAUAUUUUGUCCUCACCGAUGCUGAAGCAUGCGAAGAUAGAAAUACAUGUAAGUUGUUAUUAAAAUAUCAUUAAAAUAUCAUUAACCCAUUAUUUUAUGGGUCUGUGUAAGACAUAUUAUUGUCGUGAGGAAAGUGUUGGAUACUGAUGGAUAAACUUUAAUGUUAUUUCAAAACAGCUAGUGUGCAUGAAUUCUCUAACAAUCUAAUUGUAUAUUUUGAAUCAAUUUUGAUACAUCAUCAGCAGUAUACUUACAUAUCUAAUAAAUAUACUGCUAAAGAUCAAUCAAAUGGGUAAACAUUGUUUAUACUUUCUAUUCUAACAGUAUUGAAUCAAGAUACAAACAAGAGGUUUCAGGAACGAGCUGAUGUUGCUGACAACAACCAAGGAAUUUUACUCUCAAUCACAGAAUUUUUGCCCAGAGUCUGCACAUUAGCAAGUGAAUCAAUGGGUAAUGUAUUCUCUUUCUUCAUUCUGGAAUAUUUAACACUUUUUGUUACUUCACCCUUUUAAUUGCUGUAUUAUCUUAAGAACUUUCUGAUGUUUUUGCAGAUAAAUCAUCACCAUUUGUUCUUGGGUCACCUUUGGCUUCAACAAGGUUGCAACAGUUGACGUCAUUUUUCAAUGGUGUAUUGGAAGAUAUUACAGACAGAGGUUGGUGUUAUCUCUUUGAACUAUAAUUACAGUUGCAGAAAGAGUUGUAGAUGUAUCAUAAAAAGCAACUAUUGAUAACAAGAAAUAAUGUUCAAUGUGUUGUGUGUUUGCAGAUGAUGGUGCAUCAAUUUUACACUCCCCAUAUUUUUCAUUGUCUCUGAAGUUUUUCCAAGAUGUCAUGUUAAAAGUUGAGGCACUGUUUGUUUUGUGUGUGCUUCUCACAGGAAAAUACAAAACUUCAGUAAGUAAUAUCUGUCAUAAGAAGCCUUGAUGGACGAUGCUUACUGUUUGACUUUAACAUAUUUUCACCUUUUCUUGUAUUAGGUUCAAGAACAACUUGCAACUUUGCGUUUGAUCCCCAAACUUUGUAUAUUUUUUGAUGAGCUGAACUGGACUGACAACAGGUUAGAAACAUAUCUUGUUCUUUCAUUAAUAGUUUAACUUAAUAAAUUGCUACAUGGUGUUCAAAUUACUAUUUUUUGUUCUGCCAUUUAAUUAUUAUUUAUUUCUCGUUUAGCGAAAUAUCUGAAAGUGAGGAUUGUCAUUGUGCACAGGUAAAGUACAAACUUUCACAUGAAGUAAUGUCUAGUAAAACGUACUUUGAACUUACACAAAGAAUAAAUUAUUAAAGAAAUAAAUUAUUAAUGGAACCUCUUCUUGUUUUUAUUAGGAGUCAGCCCUGAAGAUCCAGUUUCUUCGUUUACUUCAUAGUUUUUGUGAUCAUCAUGAGUAAGUGACCAGAAAAUACGAGUGCAAAUUUUAUUGAUAGCUUUAUACCAAAACUGAAGGUUUUAAAUUUCUACAGUUAAUUAAAACUUGUUUCUUUUUUUAGUAAAAAAUACCUCCUACUCACACCGACAGAGCUACAUGAACUGAAAUUAAUUUAUGGUAAAUAACAGUUAUUGUUUUUUGAAAACUGAAAUAAUUUAACUGGGAUAGGAUUUUGAAGAGUCAUAAAACUCGUAGGUAAGGUAAGGUCAAAAUAACGAGGCCUGGCUGGCAUGGAGCACAUUGAGAUUUUCAAAACAAUAAAAAGACAAUGGAAUAUUCCAAUCAUUGGAUCGUGAAUGGAUGCCACUUUUGUUAUGUUGGGUAUAUCAUACAAAGGAAAUUUCGAAUUCAGCACAAGAUUUGUAUUGUUGCUUGCAUGCAGUUUCUGACUCAACUGUGGCCUAUGUAUUCUUUUCUCAGAACAAAAUAAACUUGCGGUUCCUGAGGCAAUCAGCAACUGUGACAGUCUGCAGUGUUGUGAAGGAGAACAAGGAUUGCUAACAAAGACUUUGGAUAUAUUGAAGGCUGUACCAAAUCUCUCGUCUUUGAGGUAAGGAUAUUUUUGAAAUGAUAUCUUGACAUUGGGUUCAGUAUCGACUUCUUGGUUUUUCCUAUGAUUUUGCGUAAUUCGUCAUCAAAAUGCCGACGCCUUUACCAAGUAACUCUUUAUAACAGGUUUUGUCAUAAAAUUUUCGACCUAGAUUCUGGCUGUCUCGUGCUCUCGAAGGUUUCCUGCGUGGCAAAGCCUCGUAUGCAGACCAAAUAUUUCUCAUCAAACGUGGCUUGUUGAAACUACUUGUCGAUCAUAUCUGUUCCAAAGAAAUGAAGACCAAGGAAGUGCUACAGAGCAGUUUUGAUUUACUUGGAGAACUAAUGAAGUUUAAUUACGUCGGUUUUAAAGAAUUUAAUGACGUAAUUACGGAGGCACAGGUAAUUGGUUGAUUGGUCAAACGAGAAUGAGAGUUGAGAAGCGAGAGUUUGCAUGAGAGUUGAUGUGAGUUGAGAAGCGAGAGUUUACAUGAGAGUUUCCUCAACUCUCGUGCUCUGGUCAAAAGAGAACAAGAGUUGCAUGAGAGUUGAAAAGCGAGAGUUUGUAUGACAGUUUUCUCAACUCUCAUGCCCCGGUCAAACGAGAACAAGAGUUGCAUGAGAGUUGAUGAGAGUUGAGAAGCGAGAGUUUGCACGAGAGUUUUCUCAACUCUCGUGUCCUGGUCAAACGAGAACAAGAGUUGCAUGAGAGUUGAUGAGAUUUAAUCGAUUUGAGAUCAUGACCGAAGCUUAAGUGCUUAAACUCAGUAAGCGGUACAGUACAACACAUGACUGUCCACUUCACAAAUGUUGACAACUAUAGAAGCAAAGAUAUUAAACUACAUCUCUCAAUUUUUGUCUCACACUCUCACUCUCAUAACGGCAGGUUGACCAUCACAUGCUGCAGCAUGAUAGUUGUGUUGAAUUGACUUACCAGAAUGAUUAAUUUUUCUUUUUUUUCAGUUUGAAAAAUUUUUUCUGGUGAUGACUAGCAAUGUGGUCGACUCUAAUAUGUUCAUGAGAUGUUUGAUUUUGUCUUACGAACACUUUUCCUCCCAUCAGGAAUUCUCUGGACGUAAGUGGAAUUAUUUUGCUUGGCUUACACAUCGUAUUAUGAAUUAUUUUGCUUCGCUCUUCCACAACAAAUACGCAUCGUAUUUUGAAUUGUUUUUCAUACCUGUCUAUUAAAAUGUAGGUCUGGCAUUCCAUCUAACAGUGAUGGUGUCAAAUUUUGGGCAACGUGUGUAUUUAUUACACAAACUUAUUAUGUCCGUCACGGUCGAGACACUAACACAGGUGAGAUCAAUACAAUGGUUUCAAUUAUACACAGGAUGAUAAAUUGAUAAAACAUGGUCACAUGCAGUAAUUAUAUUUUCCAAUGUUCUACAGGAAAACGUGAGUUGUUUAAACACAGCUUUGGUGUUUCUAAUGUUUGCGUUGGACAAGGGAUAUCUGCCACUAUAUCUCAAAGCAUUUCGUAAUGAAGAAGCCGCUUUAAAAAAACCUGGGUUCAUACUUGACAAUUUAAGGUAUAUGGGAUUAUUGAAUAUACAACUGGAGUCAAACAACAAAAUAUAAUUUCUAAAUAACCAAACUUUUUCAUGCUAUAUAGAUCUUUGUUGAAAUUCUGGAAAAGUCAUUACUUAAGUCGUGGAAAAGACUGUUCAGCUCUAGAACAGGUAUGAUGUUAUACUUUUAGUGAGCAUUGGUGGAGGAUGAGUGCGAUAAUUAUAUUUCUUCUUGCAGAGUUCAUGUAUCAGUAUUCACCAAUGGAGAGCCGCAGUGGAUAUCUUACUUCAAGAAGAUGUCAGCAAUCCUAAAGCUGUUGUUCAUUACAUCUCGGGAAAAGUUGAUCGAAAUUCUUAA
This is a messenger RNA of Paramuricea clavata, 6066 nucleotides long. The record is from the annotation of a GenBank genome assembly. Lineage: Eukaryota; Metazoa; Cnidaria; Anthozoa; Malacalcyonacea; Plexauridae.